This is a messenger RNA of Aspergillus mulundensis, 1152 nucleotides long. RefSeq names its product fungal specific transcription factor domain-containing protein. The record is from RefSeq and is a predicted model, not a curated record. Gene Ontology annotation, molecular function: DNA-binding transcription factor activity; transcription cis-regulatory region binding. The coding region runs from base 1 to 1152 and encodes 383 amino acids. The transcript has a single exon. NCBI's taxonomy places the organism in Eukaryota, Fungi, Ascomycota, Eurotiomycetes, Eurotiales, Aspergillaceae. Gene Ontology annotation, biological process: positive regulation of transcription by RNA polymerase II. Gene Ontology annotation, cellular component: nucleus.
AUGACAUUGGAGCAAUACAGGCUCCUUCACCAUUGGACAGUCUAUAUCGCCCCGCUGCUUUGCAUAUCGCCCUCCUCUCAGACCAACUCAUUUCAGAUGUACCUGACUCCAAUGGCGCUCUGCGACCCCAACAGUCCGCUACGGCACGCCGUGCUGUCAAUUGCAGCUAGCCACCUUGCAACCUCAGAUUCCCAUUUGGAGUCAGGGCAAAACCUUGCCCUAGCUGCGCAGGGUCAUCGCUUAGCUGCAAUCGCGUCUCUGAGAAAGAGAUUGGGCGAGGAUCCCAGUACUACCGCGAACAAUGACAUUCUACUUGCGUCUAUCUUGCUACUUGAAAUGAGCAAGCAAUUCGACAACAAUGGCCAGAACCAAGAAGGCGACGUCAAUCAUCUGCUCGGAGCGACAGAACUAAUCCGGACUCGAGGCGGACUGCGAUAUCUGACAUCUCCGUGCGGACGCUUUCUCCUGACUCAGAUCCUUUACUAUGAUCUACUCUCUGCAGUCGCCAAAGGUAGUGAGCCCUUGAUUUGCCACUCUGGGCUGAACGAGACCGAGACGGUUCCGUUGCUGCUGGAUCUGGAGUCGUCGCGGGGGUAUCACGCGACGAUCCUGCAAGCUGUGGCCCGGAUUAGCGAGCUGAAGAAAAUGAAAGACGCGGGUUGUGCUCCGGCAACCCUGAUGGUACUUGGUCAAAAGGUAAAAAGUGACCUGGAGUCUAUGGACAUCCAUGGGCUUCCUUCAGAUCGGGCUCGUACAACAGAAGCCCACCGAUCGGCCGCAUUCAUCUACCUCCAUAGAGUUGUCUACGAUAUCGGAGCUCCGCAUGCGCUUACAUUGUAUCAUGUGCGGAGGUGUAUUGACUCACUUGCUGCUGUACCAAUAUCAUCACCCCUGGUUUCUGCACAUGUUUGGCCUUUGUUCACCGCUGGGUGUGAGGCAACCGAGCCAAGGGACCGCGAGUUCGUCAAGCAGCGGCUGAUGAAUAUGCACGCGAUGCGAAGGAUACAGUCUAUUCGCAAAGUGUGGGAGCUGAUGGAGCACGUCUGGCUUAGUAAAGACUUCACACACUGCGUGGAAGGCGCAGAGCAAAUGAGUCGGCUUGGUUGCAUUGAAGUCGUUAAGGAGAUGGGAGAAAUGCUGCAUCUAGCCUAG